UUUCGACUCACGGUCGGUAUGGAUUUAUUCUAGAAAGGUGUGAUUAUCCAGCUCUUUUUCGUUGAGCGUGUGCCUCUGCGUUGCUUUUUCCGAAAGUAGUCGUCACUCCUUCAAAUCUUUUAUCAUAGCCAUGGACAGGGAGUGGAGACCAGAUGUGAACACCGCCCCAUGGGGCCCUUUCGUGGGGAAGGGCUUCAAGAACGAGUCGAUCACCCAUACAGACGUUGCCAUAACAUGUGUGGUAUGGUUGGCGACGCUCGCCAAUCUGAUCAUAGCCGGAUGGCUCGGGUACAAACAGUGCCAGAGCUCCCGAUCGCCUCUGCGGAGCGUGUACAUAUGGAUGAUAUGGCUAGAGAUGGCUGCUUCGUUCAUCAUGGGCCUGAUGUGUUUCUUGUACGUUAUGAAGUGUCUUAGACCAAGUUUCUAUUUUUUCUGCACCAUUUUAACUUGCUGGUGUAUCCAAGUGCAGCUACUCCUUCAGAUCAUCAUCAACAGAAUUCGACUAAUCGUACCGGAUCGACGUCGCUCGAAGAUGAUUAUGAUUGCCACCGCAGCAGUAGUCACGGGGAUAAACAUCAGCGUGUUCAACAUUUGGAUUCCAGCCCGCAUGCAAAUCAAUCAUACGUAUAUUUUCGUGAACGAAAUCUGGGAUCGCAUCGAAAAGGUCUUAUAUCUCGGCAUCGACGCAGCGCUCAAUUGGUAUUUCCUCCGGGUAGUGAAGGCCAACCUUAUCAACAACGGUCUACAAAAAUACAACAAGCUCCUGCGCUUCAACCAGAGGAUCAUCAUGCUCUCUCUCCUCAUGGACGUCAUGAUCAUCGCCGCCAUGUCGAUACCAAACUCCUUCAUCUACAUCCAAUUCCACCCGCUCGCAUAUCUCGUCAAGCUCAACAUCGAAAUGACCAUGGCCAACCUCAUCAAGCGCAUCGCCGUGUCCUCGUCCCGCAAAGCCGGCCGCGACAACCGCGCCCGCAUCGCCUCCGAAUUCGACUCGGGCAACCUCUCCACCUCGGGCCAUAAGUCCAGCGCCACCCGCGCCGGCACGCACGCACGUCGCUCCUCGCUCAUGGAGCUCUCCAACUUCGGCAUCAAGUCCGCCUCCGAGCGCGAGGACCGCACCGUCAGCUUCAUGCCCACAGGCGACCAGAUCAAGGUCACCAAGGACAUACACAUCCAGAGUGACCCGAUUGAUGGGAGCGAAGAGAAUGUUGGGGAAAUUGUGCAUGCAAAGGGCCUGCAACCGGGAGAGACGAGCGUGGUGCACAGUAAGAGUGUGGAUGACCUGACAGAGGGCGGGAGCGUAAAGAGCGAUUAUAUGCGAAAGGAGGGUGAUAGCGAUGAUGAGACGAGUCUGGUGAUUCAUCAGACCAAGGGGACGUGGACGAGGCUGGGGUAGGGAGCGACUGGGAGCGACUGGGCUGGGCCAGGUGAGCGGGGAGCGGAAGUUAAUGUGAUAGAUGUAGAUCGUUGAUACCCUUUAUAUCUCU
Paraphaeosphaeria sporulosa is the source of this 1487-nucleotide messenger RNA. RefSeq lists its product as uncharacterized. Bases 131 to 1396 code for a protein of 421 amino acids. NCBI's taxonomy places the organism in Eukaryota, Fungi, Ascomycota, Dothideomycetes, Pleosporales, Didymosphaeriaceae. The transcript is spliced from 5 exons. The record is from RefSeq and is a predicted model, not a curated record.